ACUUCGAACGCGCGUCCAAACCUCCCUUGGAGUAUAUGCGACCUUAGCUUUUGAAUCAAGCAAUGGCUUCCUUUUUCAUUCAACUGUACCACUAAGAAUGGCAAUUAAGAAAGUGCCGAGGCUUCCUCACCGCAGAGGCUCUCAAUCCUCAGAGGACGAUUUCUUUGAUAUCCCCGACGAACCAUGCCUAGCAAUACUCAAACGGCAACUCCGACGCAUUCGGACCUGGGUGGUCUUCGCCCUUUUUGCCCUCUUUAUCAUAUGGUUUCGACUAAAGCGUCCUCAACCCUCACCGCUGCCUCACAUAAACUACGACUUAGUGGAUUGGUCCCGUUACGCCUACAGUCAAUAUGCGACGUCUAGCGCCUACCUGUGCAACUCUGUCAUGGUCUUCGAAGCUCUGCACCGCCUGGGGAGUCGGGCGCAACGUGUAUUGUUCUUCCCUGAGGAUUGGGAUGUCACUGUCGAAAGCGAGCGUGAUAGGGAUAGCCAGUUGUUGGCAAUGGCAAGAGACAAAUUCAAUGUAAUGCUGAUUCCAAUUGACAUGGCGAUGAUCAAACCAGGGGCAGGACCUGGUGAACCAUGGGAUAAAAGCAUAUCUAAAUUACUGGCCUUCGGCGAGAGCGAGUACGAUAGGAUAAUCCACCUUGACUCCGACGCCAAUAUUCUACAGAACUUGGAUGAACUAUUUUUCCUCCCUCCGAACAAGGUUGCGAUGCCACGGGCGUAUUGGGCACUUCCAGAUGCAAAGCAAUUGUCGUCUCUUCUGAUUGUAAUCGAACCGUCCUACAGUGAAUAUAAUGCUCUCAUGGAGGCAGCGCUGCCGGCAAUGUAUGGACAAAAAGUGGUGAAUACAUCCUCAACGCAUCGAUACGAUAUGGAGUUGUUGAACGAGCGCUAUGUCGAUUCGGCCACGGUGCUUCCACACCGGCAGUAUGGCUUAGUGAGUGGCGAGUUCCGUGCUAAGGAUCACCGGAAUUUUCUGGGCAAUGACUAUGAAGUAUGGGAUCCGGAUAAAGUGUUGUCGGAAGCCAAACUUGUGCAUUUCUCAGACUGGCCUUUGCCCAAACCAUGGGUCAUGUGGCCGCAAAAGUUGCUGGCUGAGAUGUUGCCCAAGUGCAAGCACAACCCUGGCACGCCGCAAGAGAGCGGGUGCCGUGAUCGAGAGGUGUGGAAGAGUAUCUACCAUGACUUCCGCCGGCGGCGAAAGGACAUCUGUAAACUUCUCAGUUAUCCAGCCCCCGAUUGGCCCCCCACGGAGCACCCUGGGUCUUCCGAAUCAACGGAACAUGUAUAGUGUACAUUUGAUGGAGUAUUGCUGGCGUUAACGGUUUGCACGCAUCUGGGAUAUACUAAAUGUAAAUAAGAUAGACCUCCCGGUUUCCAUAAUAAACAAAAUGCAAUUUUC
This is a messenger RNA of Aspergillus alliaceus, 1408 nucleotides long. RefSeq names its product nucleotide-diphospho-sugar transferase. Gene Ontology annotation, molecular function: glycosyltransferase activity. Lineage: Eukaryota; Fungi; Ascomycota; Eurotiomycetes; Eurotiales; Aspergillaceae. The record is from RefSeq and is a predicted model, not a curated record. The coding region runs from base 98 to 1297 and encodes 399 amino acids. The transcript has 3 exons.